AUGGUGGUUAUGGCCAAGAGUCAGGAUCUUAAGUUAGAGGCCCCACAAGGCGGCAGCGGCAGCGGGAGCCUCGGCCGCCGCCCGCGGCGCAAGUGGGAGGUGUUCCCGGGCCGCAACCGCUUCUUCUGCGGCGGACGCCUCAUGCUGGCCGGCCACGGCGGCGUCUUCGCGCUCACGCUGCUGCUCAUCCUCACCACCACCGUCCUCUUCUUCGUCUUCGACUGUCCCUACCUGGCCCGCAAACUGACCCUUGCCAUUCCCAUCAUCGCUGCCAUCCUCUUCUUCUUCGUCAUGAGCUGCCUGCUGCAGACGAGUUUCACCGAUCCCGGGAUCCUGCCCCGGGCCACGGUCUGUGAGGCAGCCGCCCUGGAGAAACAGAUUGACAACACAGGCAGUUCCACGUACCGGCCACCCCCGCGGACCCGGGAGGUGAUGAUCAAUGGGCAGAUGGUGAAGCUGAAGUACUGCUUCACCUGCAAGAUGUUUCGGCCACCCCGGACCUCACACUGCAGUGUCUGCGACAACUGUGUGGAACGGUUUGACCAUCAUUGCCCUUGGGUGGGCAACUGUGUGGGGAGACGGAACUACCGCUUCUUCUACGCGUUUAUUCUCUCCCUGUCAUUCCUGACAGCCUUCAUCUUUGCCUGCGUGGUCACCCACCUGACACUGCGCUCUCAGGGAAGCAACUUCCUCUCCACUCUGAAGGAGACACCAGCAAGCGUGCUGGAGUUGGUCAUCUGCUUCUUCUCCAUCUGGUCCAUCCUGGGCCUCUCAGGGUUUCACACUUACCUCGUCGCCUCCAACCUGACAACUAACGAAGAUAUCAAAGGCUCGUGGUCCAGCAAGAGGGGCGGUGAGGCCUCUGUCAACCCCUACAGCCAUAAAAGUAUUAUCACCAACUGCUGUGCUGUGCUCUGCGGCCCCCUACCUCCCAGCCUGAUUGACCGGAGAGGAUUUGUGCAGUCUGACACCGUGGUGCCCUCGCCCGUCAGAAGUGAUGAGCCAGCCUGCAGAGCCAAGCCUGAUGCCAGUAUGGUAGGAGGCCACCCCUGA
Molecule: messenger RNA, 1053 nt
Organism: Galeopterus variegatus (Sunda flying lemur)
Lineage: Eukaryota; Metazoa; Chordata; Mammalia; Dermoptera; Cynocephalidae
Gene: ZDHHC18
Product: zinc finger, DHHC-type containing 18
Exons: 9
Coding region: 1-1053 (350 amino acids)
Biological process (GO): protein targeting to membrane; peptidyl-L-cysteine S-palmitoylation
Cellular component (GO): Golgi apparatus; endoplasmic reticulum
Molecular function (GO): protein-cysteine S-palmitoyltransferase activity
Source: RefSeq, a predicted model, not a curated record